GUCGCUGACAGUCCGACCCACCUGUCAACACAGUGCACUUCUCAAUGAAAAUGUAAUGAGUAUUCAAAGUAAACUUUCUUCACUCACAAGAGUAUUGACGAACUGUGCUGGCUGUGUUAUGAACAGCAGGAAGUCGCCUACUAAUUAGCCUGGGAAAAGUUCUCUUCGGUUAUGUGGAGGAAGUUGAGCACAGCCUGUCACUCUUAUUAUCUGCACCGGCCGGACUCUGGGAAUGACAUUUGUUGACAGUAACAGGAUGGAGUGGCUGUGCCAGCGGUGCCACAAAGAGACUUUGUUUCAUUCUGUCUUGCGGUCUGUGUUGUUGCUGUCAUUUUUGCUCUUGGUCCUGUCUGUGUCCAUGUACCCUGGGCUGUGGUCUAUUGGGGUCCAGCUUCAUUCUGCCCUCACAGGGAGCUAUGUACCAGGCCACCACUCUGUCCUUCUCAUCAACAGUCCCAACGAGCAGGCAGCUAAGGACAUUGGAAGGGCAAUCAUGGAGAGGAGGAUGGCGGCCAGUAUUAACAUUCUCCCCAGGACCUCCACCAUGUAUUACUGGAAAGGAGAAGUUCAGGAUGCAACUGAAAUCCUCAUGCUAGUGAAAACGAAAACUUCCAGGAUCCAGAAAGUCAUAGAUUAUGUAAGGUCUAUCCACCCCUAUGCGAAUCCAGAGGUUCUCAGCUUCCCAGUGGAGGGGGGCAGUCUGGCCUAUAUGAAGUGGAUGGAUGAAGCCAUCCCAGAUGACUGACAUAUCAUUAAACCAAAACUGAUAUCAGCAUGGAACAAGGGAAUUGAGCCAUGUGUGCAGGCUGGUGAUUGAAGGCUUUGGAUCGAAGAAUUCAGAAGGCACUUUAUUGAACAGAUGACAUUUACUGUAUUACCUGACUCUAAUAUUUCAUCAUUGUAAACCUGAGAAUGUACUAUGGAGAUCUGGGGGUCUUGUCCUCUGAAGAGCCACAGUUUUGGACCCGUCGAACUUGCCAAAAAAAAUGCUCUUUAGUCCUUUUUAUUUAUGUAUUUAUUUAGUAUAAUUGUGUCUUUCCAACUUUGAAAUGAUAAAGUGAAAUGCAUAGCUCACCACAUUCCUCUAGGUGUCUACUUUCAGUUUAAAAAAUUAGUUCAUAUUUUGCAUUGUGCCACACUACAGUUAUAUAGUUCAGUACUGAAAUGUACUUCCCACACUGAGCUCAACAACACGUUGUCAUUAUAGCAGUGGAUUUGGCGAUCACGGGAUUUUAAAAGCAAUUCAAAGUAAUAAUGUAAGUUGGUGCACUUUAGCAUUAUGUUUGCACAAACAUAUGCAAUAUGGAUAGCGAUUCAGGUAUUUUAAUGGCAUCAUCUGAAGUUGUGUUUGAGUUGCUCUUCUCUUCUCCACAGGGGUUAGCAGCUGGUUAGCAGCCCUUUGAAGCAGGAAGCAGGUUAGAGCAAUCUAUAAUUGCAAAUACAGACAGAUUACUGAUCUAUCAAGCACAGGCAGGGGAGCAUACAAACCCUUUUGUACAUACAGCAUGUGCACACUGCUGACAUUUACUUUAUUGGUUUGAAUGAUGUGGAUAGCCAAAAAAAAUUGCCUGUCUAAUGUACAGUGCUAUGCACAUAACUGUAAGACUAAAGCAGUAACUCUGAAUUUCAGCAUUGCUAUAUGUUAAUGUGUGCCCCAGCUUAAUACAAAUACAUUUACUGCCAUAUUGCAUAGUGACAAAUAAAAGCUGUGCAGGUCUGUUGAGAAUUAAUUAACACAUAGAGACAACUGUGACAGUACCCAGUUGGAUUUACAUGUUGCUGACUAUUUUCUGUUAUAUGAUUGUCCCACUGUUUAUCACCUUUCUCCUUUGUCUCUGACUUAAUAUGAAAAGUUGCCAUUGUUCUGUCUGUAACUGAAUGUGUUCCUGCUGCCCGGGCCAAAUCUUCCAUGGAUAACACAUUCUUGAUCUUCACAGAUCCAAUCUUGCCAAAUUAAAUAAAACAAUUAAAUGACAAUUCAAAACAGUCAAAAAGUCUAUCAAAGCAAAUUAACUGAUUUGUUUAUCAGUUCUUGGCUAUACACUUGGUAAUCACACAUCACACAAGACUUGUUUCUCUUGAUUGUGGCUUUCACAAGUAUUAAUUGGACUGGGACCACAGAUAUAACAAGUUAAACUUUUUUUUUUAAAUUUUGGUUCUACAAAUUAAACUUCAAAAGAUGCUUUAAUUGAUUGAAAUAUAAACCUGUUAUUCUACUGUGGUGGUUUGUGCUUAUAUCCAGAAUUUGGCAGCCACACUUGCUUACCUCACCAAAACAGAACUGAGCACUAGGCCUCAGUCUGCAGAAAGUGUUUCCGGCAUGAGGUCCAACAAAGGAACUGCAGACAUUGUUAAGUCGGGUGUUGUGUCUGUAGAGCCACGAUAAUCCUGUCCAACAGGUCAGGACAUCUAGGCCAUUGGGUGGCAGUGAAUUCUGCCGCAGCUGUGGGUUUUUGUGUGAGUGUGAGUGUGUGCAUGUGUCAUAUUUCUAUCUGUGUCUGCACACGGGAAGGACAAUACAACUUACAGAAUUUUAGUGGUUGAGGAUAACUGAGGGAGACGACUGUGUUGUCAUCCUCUUAUCAUGCAUGUUUGCUCACAAGAAGGUGUGCAUACAUAAGUACUGUAUGUGUGUACCGGCCAUACUAUAUGUGAGUAUGGCUUACAAGUGUGUGUAAAUGGAUAUAAAGCACAGUAAUUGGUAGGAAUGACAUCCAAUAACUGACAUGAAUUGAAAUAAAUAUGGAGUUAUUGAAAUUCACAUUGCAAAAUGAAAAUGUGUUCUGCAAUUUGACCAAAAUUUCACUAGAGGGUGGUGUUCCAGUGCAUAUAGAAUGCACAUACCACACACAGAUUUGUGCAGUAGUACAUGGUUUAUGUUCACAACAUGGUAUUGAAUGCAUCUAGCCUACAUGCUGUUUACAAUUAACUUAUUAUGUUUUUAUUGUCUAUAAAUCAGCUGGAAUCCUCACCUACAUCUUCCCGACUGAAUCAAUGUGCAGAGAGGGAACUGAAAUCUGCCCUUCAAGCUGGAAAAAAUGCAA
This is a messenger RNA of Myripristis murdjan (pinecone soldierfish), 3044 nucleotides long. Its product is annotated as protein CutA homolog. Gene Ontology annotation, biological process: response to metal ion. The transcript is spliced from 6 exons. Gene Ontology annotation, molecular function: copper ion binding. The record is from RefSeq and is a predicted model, not a curated record. Lineage: Eukaryota; Metazoa; Chordata; Actinopteri; Holocentriformes; Holocentridae. Bases 233 to 745 code for a protein of 170 amino acids.